Poecilia latipinna (sailfin molly) is the source of this 2717-nucleotide messenger RNA. Its product is annotated as mitochondrial sodium/hydrogen exchanger 9B2. Gene Ontology annotation, molecular function: antiporter activity. Lineage: Eukaryota; Metazoa; Chordata; Actinopteri; Cyprinodontiformes; Poeciliidae. Gene Ontology annotation, cellular component: membrane. The record is from RefSeq and is a predicted model, not a curated record. The coding region runs from base 577 to 2205 and encodes 542 amino acids. Gene Ontology annotation, biological process: proton transmembrane transport. The transcript has 16 exons.
ACCUCUGACCUGCAGCAGAUGUUUGGUUUCCUGCAGGUUUCAUCCUCUGGUCAUUAAUCUUGAUCUCUGCUUCUGUGUCCAGGUUGUUCUCCUGAUGGUCUGAGGUUCUGCUGGGUCAGCAGGUCCGUCUCUGAUUCAGCCUUUAUAAUGACUUCAGUAUUUCCGGGUCGAUCCAGAACCACAGGGCAAGUGGUUGAAUCAGGUCCAGAAACCGUUUCUGUCCACGGUUCUGAUCUGUGUUGGUUCUUCUAGAACAGUCCAGACCCGGUCCAGGCGGAUCGGUGCCUCAUCCUGAUCAAGCUCUGGGCGACUGUGGGCAGUAAGAACCAGGAGGAACCAGCUGACCCGGCCAGGUGGAGGAGGUUCUGGAGAACCUUACCGCUGGACCUGCGUUACGUCUGGUGCUGACCCAGACACGGAGCGGUUCUGCUGACGUCAGCAGCUCUGAGCUCAGCCAGGAAAACCUGCCAUUAUGGAGGCUGUUUGUCUGCAGGCGGCCAUUAAUACUGAGGACUGAGAAGUAACAAAUACCAGUCUUCCUCUCGUCUCGCUUCCAGACGCAUCAAACCAGCAAAGAUGAUGGAUGAAGAAGCUACGAAGCGCUACGUCCGGCCCACAGAGGACGGACCGCACCAGAACCCAGCUGAGAGUAAAGCUCAGGGUCACCAGGAGGAGAGAGAGAUCAGCGUUCUGCCACGCAGGAGGACGGACGAGGACGAGGACAGGAUGAGGACGUUGGACUUGUCUUCGUCCUGCUGUGUCAGACUGAAGGACAGAUGUCCGCGACCAAACGGUUUCCUCAACCUGCUGCUAACCAAAGCGUUCCUGCUGGUUCUGCUGUUCGGAACCGUCUGGUCCAUAACGGGUCAGGAGUGUCUUCCUGGAGGGAACCUGUUUGGGAUCGUCAUCCUGUUCAUCUGCUCCGUUCUGGGAGGGAAGCUGCUGGGUCUGAUCCACCUGCCGACGCUGCCCCCCUUCCCUCCACUGCUGGGAAUGCUGCUGGCCGGCCUGCUGCUGCGUAACGUCCCGUACGUCGGCGCCGCCGUCUUCAUCAGCCCCCACUGGUCUGCGGCGCUGAGGAACGUGGCCCUGUCCGUCAUCCUGACCAGAGCCGGCCUGGGCCUCGACCCAUCGGCGCUGCGCCGCCUCAAAGCGGUGUGUGUGCGUGUGGCGGUGGGGCCCUGCGUGCUGGAGGCCUGCGUCGUCGCCGUGGUUUCUCACUUCCUGCUCGGCCUGCCCUGGAUCUGGGGCUUCAUCCUGGGCUUCGUUCUGGCCGCCGUGUCUCCGGCCGUCGUUGUUCCUUCGAUGCUGCUGCUGCAGAGGGAAGGAUACGGAGUGGAGAAGGGAAUCCCGACGCUGCUGAUGGCUGCUGGCAGCUUUGAUGACAUCCUGGCCAUCACCGGAUUCUCCACCUGCCUGGGAAUCGCCUUUUCCACGGGCUCCACCUGGAUGAACAUCCUCAAAGGUCUGCUGGAGGUGGUGGGUGGAGUCGCAGCCGGGCUGAUCCUGGGUCUGCUGCUGUGCCUCUUCCCCAGCAGUGACCAGGAGGACCUGGUGCUCCGGAGGACGCUCCUCCUGGUGGGCCUCUCCGUGUUCUCCGUCUUCUUCAGCCAUGUUGUUGGCUUCGCCGGAGCCGGCGGCCUCUGUACGCUGGUGCUCUCCUUCCUGGCUGCUCUGGGCUGGAAAACCGACAAGGCUCCGGUGGCAGCCAUGGUCGGUCGCUGUUGGGACGUUUUCCAGCCGCUCCUGUUUGGUCUGAUUGGAGCUGAGAUCACCGUCACGUCCCUCAACCCCGACACUGUGGGGCUGGGCGUGGCCUGCAUCCUGAUUGGUCUGCUGGUCCGUCUUCUCGUCACCUUCCUGCUGGUCCAUCUCGGAGGUUUCACCCUGAAGGAGAAGCUCUUCAUCGCCGUGGCCUGGCUGCCCAAAGCCACCGUUCAGGCGGCGAUCGGCUCCAAGGCGUUGGACCUGGCGCGGGACGAAGGCGAUGAGACCUUGAUCCAGUUUGGUCUGGACGUGCUAACGCUAGCGGUGCUAGCUAUCCUGAUCACGGCUCCCAUCGGGGCGCUGGGGAUUGGACUGGCUGGGCCGCGCCUCCUGGCCCGACAGGUCAAAGCAGGUGAGACGGAGAGGGAAGCCCCGCCCACCUGCCCUGACGCACCUGCUGAGGAAAAGAGUCACGUGAUCAUUGAGAGCAAAGUGUGACGGUUCUGACCGGUCCAACCGAUCAGAACCAGCCCAGUUCUCCCAGCAGGACAAACCCAUCUGCUGGAUCACGAACGUCGGGACGAAGAAAAAACAGAAACAAAAAUCUCCUCGUUCCUGGAUGUUUUCUUCUUUAUGUUUGAUUUUUAUUGUUUUUUUAAUAAAGAUUUAUUCUGCUGUCAGUAAAAAAUUACUAAUAAUUUGAGCUCAUUUAGUGUUUAUUAUUGGAUGUUUUUAACUUUAUUAUUUCCGCUGAGGAUAGAAAUGAACUUUGUUACAGAUGAGAGGAAACAGUUUGUUUUAUUGUGGAGGGAACUACAGGAAGUGGAGUCGCUCUGCGGUCAGGCUGAGGCUGAAGCUGCAGGCGUCUACAGGAACCGAUUCUGGGUCAGAACCGCUCCGUCCACCAGACCAACACCUCCUCAUUUAAAACACCCUGAGAUCAGAACCGGGUCAAACUGGUACCAUGUUCAGGAAAACCAGGCAGGAAGACUGGGACUGUUGGGAGAAGG